AUGACACCUGUUGAGGACAACCCUCCACCCCGCUCGACGACGCCCAUCACUUCCAAUCGACGCGUUUUUCAACCAGCUGCCCGUCCUGCCCAAGACUCCAUCAGCGGGGUUACAGGUCGAGGCGUGCAGCAACUGAAGCCAAACGCGCUUCCUGCCCGUCACUCGGCGUCCAACAUACUUGUUUCCAACCGUCAGCAUGGCAAUCCGGUCCUCAAGGAGAUCAAGUCGCAGGCGUGGGAGUUCGCUGAUAUCCCAGCCGACUAUGUGCUUGGCGCCACAACGUGCGCACUGUACUUAAGUCUAAAGUAUCACCGUUUACACCCACAUUACAUCUACAACCGUAUACGCGAUCUCGCUGGAAAGUAUAACCUGCGUAUUCUGCUCGUCAUGGUAGAUGUAACCAACCACGAGGAGCAUCUCAAGGAGCUGAGCAAGACAAGCUUAGUCAACAACAUCACGCUGAUAUUAUGCUGGUCGGCCGCGGAGGCUGGGCGGUAUUUGGAACUCUACAAGACUUACGAGCAUGCGCCUGCGACAAUGAUCAAAGCGCCUGUAUCCACGUCACAUGGAGACAGAGUGGUAGACUUUAUCACAACGCCAAGAAGCAUUAACAAGACGGAUGCGAUGAGCCUGGUGGGAAAUUUUGGAAGCAUCAGGACGGCAGUAAAUGCACGUCCUGAAGAGUUGUCUAUGAUCGGAGGUUGGGGCCCAACAAAAGUUAAGCAGUGGCAUGCUGCGGUUACAGAGCCCUUUAGAAAUAGAAAGGCCGCGAAACGGGGGCCUGAACCCUCUAGCUCUCGAGCCAUCUCCUCGAAUACAUCACCGGCGGAGGGAGACGUAACAUCAUCGGCGUCUAGUGCUCGACCGCGCAGUCCCGCAGGUGCAGAGCCGCCGUACAUGGAUAGAAGACCACCAAAACGACCGGCCGAGGGCGAUGAAGGAAUUGACAGUGAUGAAGAAGACGUCAUGCGCGAAAUGAUCGAUCAGGGGCUUAGCAAACAAUCUGUGAGCGUGAACGCUCCGCCUGGCACACGCAUAGCCAAGCCAGCACCAAGUAAGAAGCCGGAGGAACCUGGAGUAGACGACGGGGUCAUGGCUGCGCUUGCAAGGCUCAGAGAAGCUGGUGGAAGAUAG
Verruconis gallopava is the source of this 1134-nucleotide messenger RNA. RefSeq lists its product as uncharacterized. The transcript has a single exon. Bases 1 to 1134 code for a protein of 377 amino acids. Gene Ontology annotation, molecular function: single-stranded DNA binding; damaged DNA binding. Gene Ontology annotation, cellular component: ERCC4-ERCC1 complex; nucleus; nucleotide-excision repair factor 1 complex. NCBI's taxonomy places the organism in Eukaryota, Fungi, Ascomycota, Dothideomycetes, Venturiales, Sympoventuriaceae. Gene Ontology annotation, biological process: mitotic recombination; nucleotide-excision repair; UV-damage excision repair. The record is from RefSeq and is a predicted model, not a curated record.